Molecule: messenger RNA, 813 nt
Organism: Pochonia chlamydosporia 170
Lineage: Eukaryota; Fungi; Ascomycota; Sordariomycetes; Hypocreales; Clavicipitaceae
Product: domain found in IF2B/IF5
Exons: 2
Coding region: 1-813 (270 amino acids)
Biological process (GO): formation of cytoplasmic translation initiation complex; translational initiation; formation of translation preinitiation complex
Cellular component (GO): eukaryotic translation initiation factor 2 complex
Molecular function (GO): translation initiation factor binding; mRNA binding; translation initiation factor activity
Source: RefSeq, a predicted model, not a curated record
AUGGUGACCGCUACCGAGGAGCCCAAGGAGACGGCUCAGUCCCAUACGCCUCGUACGCCGCCGUUGUCCGCCGCCCUGGGAGCCUUUACUGACGCCUCAGCUCAAGCCGCUACCGACGAUGUCCCCCCGCCAGCCGACGGUGGUCUCGAUCUGUCCCUUAUGAAGAAAAAGAAGAAGAAGAAGGUCAAGAAGGACGCUGGAGAGGAGGAUGACUUUGCUGCCAAGUUGAAGCAGCUCGAGGUGAAGGAUGCCGAGGAGGCCCCCGCCGACAUCGAAGAGGACGCUGGAGAUAUGGAUGCUGGUACUGGUAUCUGGGCACAUGACGAGGUCAAGAACAUUGGAUACACCCUUCUCCUCCAGCGCUUUUUCCACCAGUUGUCACAAAAGAACCCCGACCACACCCUCACUGGUGCCAAGAGCUUCAAGAUCCCUCCUCCGCAGUGUAUGCGCGAAGGCAACAGAAAAACCGUCUUUGCCAACAUUGCCGAUAUUUGCAAGCGCAUGAAGCGUACCGAGGACCAUCUUACUGCCUAUCUUUUUGCAGAAUUGGGAACCAACGGCUCUGUUGACGGAAGUAGGAGAUUGGUCAUCAAGGGUCGCUUCCAGCAAAAACAGAUUGAGGGUAUGGUACGAAAAUACAUCAUCGAAUAUGUCACCUGCAAGACUUGCAAAUCCCCCGACACCGAGCUCAGCAAAGGUGAAAACCGUCUCUACUUCGUCACCUGCAACAACUGCGGUUCGCGACGUUCCGUUACUGCCAUCAAGACCGGUUUCUCUGCCCAAGUCGGCAAGAGAAAGAAGAUGCAGGGUUAA